CUUCAUACAAUCGGAACCCUUCUCAGUUCCCAGCUUCCGAGCCGCAUUGCUGAGUUACAAGAAUGCAUGGUCGAUGGAGAGAGCUUGAGCUGUCUCCAAAAGACUCAGAAAUUGGAGCAAACAGACGAGAAGAGAUCAAAAGAUCAUCAAGAUGGACAAGGCAACAACAACAACCAUGACUAUGAGUGACAGUCCAGUGCCGCAAGAGGACACGGCCACUACCAAUGCUUCUAAUACCAACGUGGACACCACCACCACAAUGACUACCACUACUACUAGCAGUGGCUGUUGCGCUUGGACUCGUUUCGAUGGCAAUGUCAUGGCGCAAGGCUACAAUGUGCAUGGAAUGGGUCGUGGUCCAAUCUACAUGUGCACCGUACUGCUGUCUACGGCUUUUAUUUACUUGGCAUCGGACAAAGUCGGUUGUGUCGACAUGCAAGGCAAGAUUGUAGACGAUUGCGAGGAACGAGUCUACGGCGCCUUUCGUCCGGCCGCCUUGGUGACCAAUAUUGCCACCAUUUCGGGAGUUCUCGUGGCGUUGUUUCUACCACUGAUUGGCGCCAUUAUGGACUAUACACCGCAUCGAAAAACAGUGGGAGUCGUUACUGCCAUUCUCAUGAUUCUGACGGAAGCCAUUCAAAUUGGCACCACGUCGCAAACAUGGUUUGGCAUGGCACUAUUAGAAGCCUUUUCUGGCUUGCUCUUUGAAACCCAAAUCAUUGCUUCCUUGGCGUAUUUGCCCGAUUUGGCCAAGACGGUGGGAGAUGAAACCAUGAACACGUAUACGGCAAAAUUCAUCAUGGUAGAAGUGGCACUGGGCCAGGCACUCUACAUGUUUGUCGUCAUUGCCGUGGCGACAGCCUUGGGACUCGGUGAUGUCGCCACGGCUCGAGUAGGACAAGGCAUUGUCACGGUAUGGGCAGGACUCGGAUUCUAUCUGGGAUGGAAAAAAUUGCCACAUGUGCCGGCCAAACAUUCACUGCUGCUUCAACAAGAAGAAGAAGAACAACCAGAACAACCAAAUGACAAUAAUCCUGAAGAUGAAAAAGAAGAAGGAAAAGAAAUGGACACCACCACCAAGCAGCAACCACAACAACAAAAGAAAAAACACAAUCUAUUUCUCAUUGGAUUCAUCCAGAAUUGGCACACAUUCCAACGCAUCAAUCGGGAAUACAAACAUUCCAUUCGAUGGUUUCUACUCGCGUGUGUCUUUGGAGAAGCGGCCGCCACGGCAUUCUUGACGGUCGCCGUCAUUGUAUUGACGGAAGAAUGGGGAUUGGAUGCCACACAAGUCGGACUCUUUUUCAUUGUCGGACUCGUCGGGAUUGUGCUGGGAUGUUGGCCGGGAGAAUGGAUUUGUCGACGCACCAAUCCCAAUACUUCAUGGAGACUCGCCAUGCUUUAUACGUUUGUCGUGAGUGUCAUUGGGGCUCUUACGGUGAACAAGGACAAUGCCAUUCCGUCGUCGUUUGUAUGGGGAUUCGCCGUUUCACUGGGACUGGGAUGGCACUAUCAGGCCGAAUAUGUCUAUGUGGCACUCAUUACCCCGAAAGAUCAAGAAGCUGAGCUCGCAGGAUUCUUCAAUUAUUGCCGAAUCAUAUUGUCGUGGUUGCCACCCCUCCUAUUCUCGCUACUGGUAGAAGCCAAUGUGUCGCAAUCCAUUGGCAUUAUUACCACCAACUGCUUCUUUUUGCUAGCCAUUGCUGCACUCUGCAUGUCGGCACCCUGGGAACAAGUAUUGGAAGAAGUUCAUGGUGGUUCCAACCACAAGAAUAAGGAGGACAACAACAAGACAGCAACUAUUGUGGUGGAAACAACCAAGGGAGAAGACGCACAAGACGACAAUGACGUCGUCAAGGAAGCGAGCGAACCACAAGAGAAUUCGACUAUGGAUGUGGAGAAUGGAGCUCCAACCAUGGCAGCAGAGUAGAUAGCUAGCUUGCACUUUACGGAAUGAAUGACGGGAACGGGCAAGGUCGUCUGAAACUGUUUGUAGAAAUGAAUAUCUAGUAUGCAAUACAAUACACUAUACUAUAGCAACGUUUUGUCAUCUUUCUGUAUAGC
Molecule: messenger RNA, 2064 nt
Organism: Seminavis robusta
Lineage: Eukaryota; Bacillariophyta; Bacillariophyceae; Naviculales; Naviculaceae
Source: the annotation of a GenBank genome assembly